Molecule: messenger RNA, 1565 nt
Organism: Exaiptasia diaphana
Lineage: Eukaryota; Metazoa; Cnidaria; Anthozoa; Actiniaria; Aiptasiidae
Product: alpha-1A adrenergic receptor-like
Exons: 2
Coding region: 132-1550 (472 amino acids)
Biological process (GO): G protein-coupled receptor signaling pathway
Cellular component (GO): membrane
Molecular function (GO): G protein-coupled receptor activity
Source: RefSeq, a predicted model, not a curated record
UGUAUCUGUCUUUUUACAUGUAUUUUCACAUUUGUUUCGUUUACUUUGGAUUAAAUAUAAUAUUUUCAGUAAAAGUAUACCUCCAUUAAUAUAUUUACCGAUGUUCUGUGUGCAAUACAUUGUCARUCCAUAUGUUGGUUCCURAUGACGUAGACUGGUGCGCAAAUCAAACACAAUUAAGUUUAUUUAACAGAAAAUCAGUCAUACGAGGUAAACAAYGCUCAAGUUGCUUUUUACUCGGCUAUUACCUGCAAGUUUACUUCAAAGGUUCACAAAACACUCUUGACGUCGCUCGUUCUCAUGUAAAGAUUGAUAUUUGUGAAUCUCAGAAGACAUCACAAAGGUUCUUUUUUCGAAGUCUUCUCAGCAUGAAUAACACGACCGACAUUAACUAUCACGUGACCUUGAUAUCCGUCGCUAAAGCAUUACCCAUGAUUCUCGUUGCUCUUGCAGCUUUCUUAGAGAACUCGCUUGUGCUGGUUGCGGUUGCUAAGAGCAAAGCUCUUCGCCAGUUGCCAGGCAACGUAUUUAUCGUAAAUCUGGCCAUCACUGACGUCAUGGGCUCAACUUUAUGUAUGCCUUUCGGCUUCGUCACUGUUAUGACACAAGGGCACUAURUUUUUGGACGUGUUGGCUGUCAGUUUCAGGCGUUCCUUAUUGUUACGCUAUCCAACGUCACAUUUCUUACACUUCUUGGAUACAGUAUCUUUAGGUAUGUCAUGAUUACCUCUACAACAAGRCARCUAACRAUUUCUACUCUUUGGAAAGGGGUCAAGAUGUAUUUGUUGUGCAUUUGGACUUUGGGAAUGGUAUUUGCUGCCUUACCGUUGGUUGGUUGGGGGAGGUUUUGCUAUUUUUCCAGCUAUUUUUCGUGCACAGUAGACUGGACGGCUGACAAAUCGUACAGCACAACUAUAUUUGUCUUGGUAUUUUUCAUCCCACAAACCAUAAUACUCKUGUCAUACUACAAAAUAUCCAAGUUUGUUCGGCGGCACAAAAAACAGUUGAGUAAAUGUCGAAAGAUCAGCCAUGCUGAACAAACGACGGUAAAUAUAAAUAAUGGUUUCAGUCAUGACAUCAGUAGAGCUUGUCCUUCAAAUGUCUAUCACCUCUCUCCUAAAAUAGUAUUUGUUAAGAGCUUUGAAGGUGAACUUGCAAAUCCUGUUACUUCAAAAAAUGAGGAUUUUAGCAAAUCUGGUCAUCCUUCACUUACACAAGUCCCACAGACUGAGCAACACAUCAAAGGUCCUACUAAGGGAAGGUCAGCGGUCAGUCUUUUAAGGAUCGUACAGCAAGAAAGACUGGUUAAAAUAUUGCUGUUUACAGUUUUGGCAUUUUACGUAUGUUGGUUACCGUUCGCCGUUGCAAGCUUUCAACAGGUCAUCGGUCAUGGAGGCACAAGACCCAAGUUCUUUGACGUCACGUCUAUGUGGUUAGCGUUUUCCAAUGCGCUGUGCAACCCCGUUAUUUAUGGGCUUCUUAAUGGUCAGUUUCGCAAAGCAUUUCGGGAUACAGUAAAAUCGAUUUAUGGCUGCUGCUUUACCAAGUAAAAACAAGAGAAAAAC